Molecule: messenger RNA, 1073 nt
Organism: Quercus lobata
Lineage: Eukaryota; Viridiplantae; Streptophyta; Magnoliopsida; Fagales; Fagaceae
Product: GPN-loop GTPase 3-like
Exons: 9
Coding region: 142-945 (267 amino acids)
Molecular function (GO): GTPase activity
Source: RefSeq, a predicted model, not a curated record
UAAGAAUCAACUAAGAGUUAACAAACCAAAUUCAGAAGAGAUAGUCAGGAGUUGAGAUUGUGAGAGACCGAGAGAGUGACUCACUCAGCCACGCCGCCGCAGCUAGUCGGCCGGAAUCUACACAAAACACUCGUUUUUAUAAUGGGGUAUGCACAGCUUGUUAUUGGCCCUGCUGGCAGUGGCAAGUCAACUUAUUGUUCUAGUUUGUACCGACAUUGUGAAACCAUGCAACGGUCGAUACAUAUUGUGAACUUGGAUCCUGCUGCUGAGAAUUUCGACUAUCCUGUUGCAAUGGAUAUAAGGGAACUUAUUAACUUGGAUGAUGUCAUGGAGGAACUUGGGUUGGGUCCCAAUGGGGGCCUUAUGUACUGCAUGGAACACCUCGAAGAUAAUCUUGAUGAUUGGUUGACAGAAGGAUUGGACAACUAUUUGGAUGAUGACUACUUGGUUUUUGACUGCCCAGGCCAGAUAGAACUCUUUUCACAUGUGCCAGUGCUGCGGAAUUUUGUGGAACAUUUGAAGCGUAAAAAUUUUAAUGUUUGUGGUGUAUACUUGCUUGAUUCACAGUUCAUGACAGAUGUUACCAAGUUCAUUAGUGGUUGCAUGGCAUCACUUUCUGCAAUGAUCCAACUUGAAUUGCCCCAUGUUAAUAUCCUCUCCAAAAUGGACCUUGUGACUAACAAAAGGGAUGUUGAAGAUUUUCUGGAUCCAGAGCCUCAGUUUUUGUUAUCAGAGUUGAAUCAACGCAUGGCUCCUCAAUUUGCUAAACUGAAUAAAUCUUUGAUUGAACUAGUGGAUGGGUUUAGCAUGGUGAGUUUUGUGCCCCUUGACCUGAGGAAGGAGAGCAGUAUACAAUAUGUGCUGGCUCAAAUUGACAACUGCAUUCAGUACGGAGAAGACGGUGAUGUGAAGAUUAAGGAUUUUGAUCCUGAGGAUGAUGACUAGAUUUAUCUUAUCUGUUGACCGCGAGAAAAUAUAUUACUGUUUCUGUGUCAAUAUGUAGGAUCAAAUUAUAAACUUCUUUUUGAGAAAAUUCAAUCCGAUCUUGCAGAAUGGAAAUCAAAUUUGAUGUC